This is a messenger RNA of Varanus komodoensis (Komodo dragon), 789 nucleotides long. RefSeq names its product iodothyronine deiodinase 1 (gene DIO1). The record is from RefSeq and is a predicted model, not a curated record. Gene Ontology annotation, molecular function: thyroxine 5'-deiodinase activity. The transcript has 4 exons. NCBI's taxonomy places the organism in Eukaryota, Metazoa, Chordata, Lepidosauria, Squamata, Varanidae.
AUGGAGAUGGACCUAGUGCUGAAAAGUCAAGGUUUAAUUGUGCUGCUGGAGCAGGGAGGGUUAUCACUGAAGCUGCGCCUUGAAGUAGGCAUCAAGAAUUUUGUCCUUACACUUCAAAGACUGCUUGUGUCCAUUGCAGGUAACAGGCCACUGGUCCUAACAUUUGGAAGUUGCACCUGACCUUCAUUUAUGUUCAAAUUUGAUGAGUUUAAGAAGCUUGUCAAAGAUUUCAAAUCUGUAGCUGAUUUCCUUGUGAUCUACAUUGAAGAAGCCCAUGCUUCAGAUGGAUGGGCCUUUUAUAACAACAUUGUAAUCAAGCAUCACCGGACUCUCCAAGAUCGUAUGCAGGCUGCACAGAUCCUACUGAAAGAGGACCCCUUGUGCCCUGUGGUUCUAGACACAAUGGAAAACCUGAGCAGUUCCAAAUAUGCAGCUCUGCCAGAAAGACUUUAUGUGAUUCAGAGUGGAAAGGUUGUCUGCAAGGGUGGAGUGGGACCUUGGAAUUAUCAUCCCCAAGAAGUACGUGCAUUUUUGGAAAACCUAGUUUAAAUCUAUAAAUCAGACCUUGUAGUAAUCACAUAAGUGAGCAACGCACUCUCUCUGUGGUCUGCUGAAUGAAUGAAAACUGAUGCAGUAGCUAGGUUCACAUGUUAUGACAAGCAGCCCUGCAUGGUUUCCACAAUGUACAAAGUUUUGCCUGGAUGUUCCUGACAUACGAUCAAGUUGCAUUAGCAUGGUUUCCACUGUCCCUGUUCAGUCCUCCUGCUGUUGGCACAUAACCUAUCAAUC